ACUUGCCUUCAGCAAACUUAAGCAAUUACAACAUCACUGUGGUGGAAGGAAAGAGCAUCACACUGUACUGUGAUACUACUGGCGGGCCACCCCCUAAUGUUUCCUGGGUGCUUACUAAUCUUGUUUCAAACCACGAGAGCGACACGAGUAAGAACCCUGCCUCGCUAACGAUAAAGAAUGUUUCCUCCAUGGACAGCGGACUGUGGAUAUCCUGCGUAGCAGAGAACAUUGUGGGAGAGGACCAGGCCUCUGCUGAGCUCACGGUAUUCUUUGCACCAAAUAUCACGUUUAUUGAAUCUCCAACCCCGGAUCACCACUGGUGUAUUCCAUUCACUGUGAAAGGGAACCCUAAGCCCACAUUGCAGUGGUUCUAUGAAGGGGCUAUACUGAAUGAGUCUGAAUACAUCUGUACUAAAAUACAUGUUAUCAAUCAAAGUGAAUACCAUGGCUGCCUUCAGCUGGACAAUCCUACCCACCUGAAUAAUGGUGCUUACACCUUACUGGCAAAGAAUGAGUAUGGAGAGGACGAAAAACGGGUUGAUGCUCAUUUCAUGUCAGUGCCUGGAGAUGGUAGUGGCCCAAUUGUGGAUCCAGACGUUUAUGAGUAUGAAACCACGCCUAAUGAUCUUGGGGACACCACAAAUAACAGUAAUCAAAUAACUUCUACGGAUGUUUCCAACAAAGAGAAUGAAGAUAGCAUCACUGUGUAUGUUGUGGUGGGAAUUGCAGCACUGGUGUGCACUGGCUUAGUAAUAAUGCUCAUUAUUCUGAAGUUUGGAAGACACUCUAAGUUUGGGAUGAAAGGUAAGCAGGGCUGUUUUUUAUACCUUCCAGAACUGUUGUGGGUUGUAUGA
Molecule: messenger RNA, 854 nt
Organism: Merops nubicus (carmine bee-eater)
Lineage: Eukaryota; Metazoa; Chordata; Aves; Coraciiformes; Meropidae
Product: BDNF/NT-3 growth factors receptor-like
Exons: 6
Biological process (GO): protein phosphorylation; cell surface receptor protein tyrosine kinase signaling pathway; synapse organization
Cellular component (GO): axon; neuronal cell body; plasma membrane
Molecular function (GO): ATP binding; axon guidance receptor activity; neurotrophin receptor activity
Source: RefSeq, a predicted model, not a curated record